This is a messenger RNA of Stegostoma tigrinum, 1056 nucleotides long. It is a transcript of the gene ndufs7, whose product is annotated as NADH:ubiquinone oxidoreductase core subunit S7. Gene Ontology annotation, biological process: mitochondrial respiratory chain complex I assembly; electron transport coupled proton transport; aerobic respiration. Lineage: Eukaryota; Metazoa; Chordata; Chondrichthyes; Orectolobiformes; Stegostomatidae. The record is from RefSeq and is a predicted model, not a curated record. The coding region runs from base 274 to 927 and encodes 217 amino acids. The transcript has 8 exons. Gene Ontology annotation, molecular function: quinone binding; NADH dehydrogenase (ubiquinone) activity; 4 iron, 4 sulfur cluster binding.
GGCGCAAUCGGUUAGCGCGUUCGGCUGUUAACCGAAAGGUUGGUGGUUCGAGCCCACCCAGGGACGGCCGAAUUGUUUUGUUUCCGGCUGUUUACAAAAAAGAAUUAUGUUAUUUGCGGGAUGACAAAGGAAAACGAUUUAGAAUAUCGUGAUCCUGUUUAUGUUGUUCAGAGCCAUUUAUAAGGGGGCCUUUCAUUGCUCCUUACGCCGGACCUUCCCAGUAAGGCUCCAGUGGAAGGACCCAUUUCGGGGUUGCACCAGCUUCCGGCCAAGAUGGCAACACUGGGAGUUUUGCGUCUUGGUGGAUUCGUAUCCGUUGUUUCCAGACCCAGUUCAAUCCUUGCUGGUCGUCUGCGGUGUCUCCAUCAAACCACAGUGACAGAAAAGGCAGAAAGCUCAACACAAGCCAAACAGACAAGCACUGAAGUAGCUGCCAAGAAAUUUUCACUUCCCAGCAAUAAAGGAGAGUAUGUCAUCACAAAGCUAGAUGAGCUGAUAAAUUGGGCCCGAAGGAGUUCUUUGUGGCCCAUGACCUUUGGGCUUGCCUGCUGUGCUGUCGAAAUGAUGCACAUGGCAGCGCCCAGAUAUGACAUGGACAGGUUCGGCAUCGUCUUCCGUGCUAGCCCUCGGCAGUCAGACGUCAUGAUCGUGGCUGGUACUCUCACAAACAAAAUGGCUCCAGCUCUUCGAAAGGUUUAUGAUCAGAUGCCUGAACCUCGCUACGUAGUCUCCAUGGGCAGCUGCGCAAAUGGUGGUGGUUAUUACCAUUACUCCUAUGCUGUGGUGAGGGGCUGUGACAGAAUUGUACCAGUAGAUAUUUAUGUCCCAGGCUGCCCACCUACAGCUGAAGCACUUCUGUAUGGAAUUCUGCAACUGCAGAAGAAAAUAAAGAGGGAAAGAAGAUUAAGCAUUUGGUAUCGGAAAUAAAUGGAUGUAUAAUUGCAACCAGUAUUUAUAAUGUGUGUGGGCCAUAAUGUGGUUCUUUGGUGGAGGAAUGAAUUCUUUGUUAUGUUAUGUAUGAAUGUAUCUUAUAAACUUUCAUUUAAAAAGUUGAAA